This is a messenger RNA of Sinocyclocheilus anshuiensis, 957 nucleotides long. Its product is annotated as parathyroid hormone 2 receptor-like. The annotation marks the transcript as partial. Lineage: Eukaryota; Metazoa; Chordata; Actinopteri; Cypriniformes; Cyprinidae. The transcript has 7 exons. Gene Ontology annotation, biological process: cell surface receptor signaling pathway; adenylate cyclase-modulating G protein-coupled receptor signaling pathway. Gene Ontology annotation, cellular component: plasma membrane. Gene Ontology annotation, molecular function: G protein-coupled peptide receptor activity; peptide hormone binding; parathyroid hormone receptor activity. The record is from RefSeq and is a predicted model, not a curated record.
AUGGGUUGUAAAGUGACCGUCUUGCUGUUCAUCUAUUUCCUGGCUACAAACUACUACUGGAUCCUGGUAGAAGGCUUGUACCUGCACAGUCUCAUCUUCAUGGCCUUCUUGUCUGAUUCAAAGUACCUGUGGGGCUUUACUUUGAUCGGGUGGGGUGUUCCUGCUCUUUUUGUUGCAGCAUGGGCAGUUGUCAGGGCAAUGCUGGCAGAUGCAAGGUGCUGGGAGCUGAGUGCAGGAAACAUCAAAUGGAUCUACCAGGUCCCCAUUCUGACAGCCAUUGGGCUGAACUUCAUCCUGUUCGUGAAUAUCGUGCGGGUUCUCGCCACCAAGAUCCGUGAGACCAACGCAGGCAGAUACGACACACGGAAACAGUACAGGAAGCUUGCCAAAUCUACACUUGUUUUGGUGUUUGUGUUUGGAGUGCACUACAUUGUGUUUGUUGGAAUGCCACACACAUUCGAAGGUCUUGGCUGGGAGGUGCGGAUGUAUUGUGAGCUGUUCUUCAAUUCUUUCCAGGGCUUCUUUGUGUCUAUCAUCUACUGCUACUGUAAUGGAGAGGUCCAAACUGAGAUCAAGAAGACAUGGACACGAUGGAACCUUGCGUUUGAUUGGAAGGGCCCGGUGGUGUGCGGGAGCUACCGCUACGGCUCUGUGUUGACGGGCCUUAACAACAGCACCAGCAGUCAGUCCCAGCUGGCUACCGGUGGCCCAGGCACCCGUUCCACCAUGCUCUUCUCCAGCCGAGUCUACCGCAGCAGCUGGGGGCCAACUAUCAGUGCCCAUGCCACCUUGCCAGGCUAUGUGUUCAGUUCGGAUGCUGACAGCUUGCCACCAUCCAUUCCCGAGGAGCCAGAGGACAGUACAAAGCAAGUCGAUGACAUCCUGCUGAACUCUGUAGAUAAUGGCGCGGUGAUAGACAGACAAAUUGGGUGUAAUAGCACAUUGGGCAUUGGUUAA